Messenger RNA from Globicephala melas (long-finned pilot whale), 4465 nucleotides. RefSeq names its product zinc finger protein 26. Gene Ontology annotation, molecular function: DNA-binding transcription repressor activity, RNA polymerase II-specific; RNA polymerase II cis-regulatory region sequence-specific DNA binding. The record is from RefSeq and is a predicted model, not a curated record. Gene Ontology annotation, biological process: negative regulation of transcription by RNA polymerase II. Gene Ontology annotation, cellular component: nucleus. NCBI's taxonomy places the organism in Eukaryota, Metazoa, Chordata, Mammalia, Artiodactyla, Delphinidae.
CGCGGGGGAGGGGCUGGGGUCGUGCCAGGGCCGCCAGUGGGCGUCAGCGCUUGGGCCGGGGUCUCCGCGGCUGGGGUGCGGUGGGCACCGGUGGCCCCCGGGGUCGGGGGGAGGCCCUUCGUCCGCGGCGGCUGGUGCUUGUCGCGCCGGGGCCUCUCCUGCCAGGCCGGCUUGGAAAGACGGUGCCUCCCCACGCGCGUCCCUGCGCGUCCCCGGCCGCGAGCCCUGGGCGGGCGCGGUCGGAGCGUCGGGACCCACGGCGGGUCGGGGAGCGUCCGGAGAGUGUCCGCGGCGUGACCCGGUUGCAGGGCCUGUGUCGCCCCUCCACCCUGGCUCGACUCAGCUCGCCUCUGCCUUUAUCAGGAGGGUUUUUCCGAGGCUCCUCCACUAACGAGAACCCCCAAACAACUUCGACAGUAGCUGGCGGGGUGGGCACCGCGUUGGCUCAAGGCCUUGUCUCUGACCUGGACCCACGUCUGCUCCUUGGAACAACAGCCCACUCACGAUUUCUGGGUCUCAGGCUUUUCAUCUGAAAAUGAGGGAAUGGAAAGAAGUGACCUUUUCUGCCCUAGUCCGGUGGAUUUUGCUGUCAUCAAAACAAUUUGAUGCUGAGUGGGAGCUACAGGAUGAUGAUGAAGGUGCCCCUUCCCCCUGCAGGUAAAUGUGAGUGCGUGGCAGGGAGAGCUGCAGUGCUCUGCAGGAAACUGCCGAGUCCACAGAUCCUGGUUCCACACAAAUAAGGCUGCUCGUGUGAGAUAAGAAACGCGUUCCCAGAAGCAGAAAGUCAUUCCUAGUGUAAAAGACCUCACACCAGAGCUUCAGGGCAGAAGCAGAGGCUGCAGGACAGAACAAAUCUCAGACUUGCUACUCAUCUUGCAGCAGAAAUGACCAUGUUACAGGGGUCGUUCUCAUUUGAAGAUUUAUCUGUGGACUUCACCCAGAAGGAAUGGCAACUACUGGCCCCCUGUCAGAAGGACUUAUACAAGGAUGUCAUGUUGGAGAACUAUAGCAGCCUCGUGUCACUAGGGUAUGAAGUUAUGAAACCUGGUGUCAUCCUCAAGUUGGAGCACGGAGAAGAGCCGUGGACAGGAGAUGGAGAAAUUCCAGGUUCAGACUCUUCAGAACAAGUCUUGCAAGUAAAUGGUCACAUCACUUGGCACAAGGAUAACCAAGAGAAGCUUAAAAAUAUGAAACAAGAUCAAGAAUGUGAUGCACUUGGAAAAAAUUUCAAUCUGAGCAUGAACUUUGUUCCUUUAAGGAAAUCAAACAGUGAAGGUGAUAUAGGUGGAUUAAUUUUAAAACAUCAUAUAGAUUUACUUAUUCCAAAAGCAGAUUAUGGAAAAACAGAACCAGCUGACUUAAAUGUAUUUGAUAAAUUGUUUCUCCAUACCAAGACUGAGGAAACUGAUACUUGGUUAAAAUACUAUGAAUGUGAUAAGUAUGAUAAAGCUAGCUGUAAGAAGUCACAGAUUAUCAUAUAUCACAGAACCCAUUUAGGGGAGAAGCUCUAUGAAUGCAGUGAAUGUAGGAAACGCUUCAGUAAGAAAUCAAGUCUCAUUAAACAUCAGAGCAGACACGUAAGAGAAAUAGCCUAUGGCUGUGGUAAAUGUGGCAGAACCUUUCCCCAGAAGUCACAGUUCAUUACACAUCACAGAACGCACACAGGAGAGAAACCUUACAGUUGCAGCCAGUGUGGGAAAGCCUUCUCCCAGAAGUCACAGCUGACAUCCCAUCAGAGGACACAUACAGGAGAGAAACCAUAUGAAUGUGGUGAGUGUGGGAAAGCCUUCUCCCGGAAGUCACACCUCAUAUCACACUGGAGGACACACACAGGAGAGAAGCCCUAUGGAUGCACUGAAUGUGGAAGAGCCUUUAGUGAAAAGUCAAAUCUCAUCAAUCAUCAGAGGACUCACACAGGAGAGAAACCUUUUGAAUGCAGAGAAUGUGGGAAAGCCUUCAGCAGGAAAUCACAGCUCGUCACACAUCACAGGACCCACACAGGAACAAAACCCUAUGGAUGUAGCAAUUGUAGAAAAGCCUUCUUUGAGAAAUCAGAGCUCAUUAGACAUCAGACAAUUCAUACUGGAGAGAAACCCUAUGAAUGCAGUGAGUGUCAGAAAGCCUUCAGAGAGAGGUCCAGUCUCAUUAACCAUCAGAGAACACAUACAGGAGAGAAGCCUCAUGGGUGUGUCCAGUGUGGGAAAGCCUUCUCCCAGAAGUCACACCUCUUAUCACAUCAGAUGACACACACCGGAGAGAAACCCUUUGUAUGCACUAAAUGUGGGAAGGCCUUCAGUAGGAAAUCCCAGCUUGUCAGACAUCAGAGAACUCACACAGGUGAAAAACCCUAUGAAUGCAGUGAAUGUGGGAAGGCUUUCAGUGAAAAAUUAAGCCUCACUAAUCAUCAGAGAAUUCAUACAGGAGAGAAACCCUAUGUGUGCAGUGAGUGUGGGAAAGCCUUUUGUCAGAAGUCACAUCUCAUUUCACAUCAGAGGACUCACACAGGAGAGAAACCCUAUGAAUGCAGUGAGUGUGGGAGAGCCUUUGGCGAGAAGUCAAGUCUGGCAACUCAUCAGAGAACACACACGGGAGAAAAACCUUAUGAAUGCAGGGAUUGUGAAAAAGCCUUCUCCCAGAAGUCACAGCUCAACACUCACCAGAGAAUUCACACGGGAGAGAAACCUUAUGGAUGCAGUCUUUGUCAGAAAGCUUUCUUUGAGAAAUCAGAACUAAUUAGACAUCAGAGAACUCAUACAGGAGAAAAACCUUAUGAGUGCAGUGAAUGUAGGAAAGCCUUCAGGGAGAAGUCAAGUCUCAUCAAUCAUCAGAGGACACAUACAGGAGAGAAGCCCUUUGAAUGCAGCGACUGUGGCAAAGCCUUCUCUCGGAAGUCGCACCUCAUACCACAUCAGAGAACCCACACAGGAGAGAAACCUUAUGGUUGCAGUGAAUGUAGGAAGGCCUUCUCUCAGAAGUCACAGCUUGUUAAUCAUCAGAGAAUUCAUACCGGAGAGAAACCUUAUCAAUGUAGUGAAUGUGGGAAAGCCUUCUCUCAAAAGUCACAGCUCAUUAAUCAUCGGAGAACUCAUACAGUAAAGAAGUCCUAGGAAUGGCAUUAACACUAGUUUUUGACAGAGAUCUUAACUGCAUUGUACUUCAGAGGAUGCAGUUAUGGUAAAUGUUCCAGGUAAUAGUCGCAUCAUGUUACAUGUCUGAGUCCCCGUUUAGGGAAAGGACUCUAAGUGAGGUUCAGCAGAUUAACGUGUUUAUUAUUACAUGUUAAAAUGCAUAGAGGAGAAUGACCCUAUGAAAUGCAGUGGAUUUUAAAAACCUUUCAAACCAUACUCAAACCUUACACAGCAGAGAACUAACAGCAAAGAAGAAUGCUGUGAAUAUCAGGAAGGCUUCCAGAGAUCAGAUCUCAUUAGCUGUCAGAAACAUCCCCACUGGGAAUGAAUCCUAGUCCAGUGAGUUAAGGAAAACUUCAUGAACACAGCAAGUGAGGUAAUAUUUUCAUCAAGCAAUGAAGCUCAUUGUACACAAAAAGAUGCCCUCAGGAAUGAAAACCGAUGAAAAUACUAAAUAUGGGACAAUCUUCAGCAAGUAACCCCACCAUAUUGUAUUCUGUGGGUAAACCUAACAAUUUAAAAACAUUAGGAAUAUGUGCCCCUAGAAAUAAUGCUAUAAUGGAAAGCCAUGCAUUCUUUAUAGACAUGGGUACCAAAAAUACCCAAUUCUAAAUGAUAUUUAGGCAGAAGUAUGUUUUUAAAAAUAUGUGACUAAAUUGAGUCACUGGAAUAUCUAAAUGAGAAAUUUCUCAGUGGUAUGUAAUUGUGGCUUAUUUUCCUGUGUCACAUAAUGUGUUUUGUAUUUAGGAAUUGUGUAUGGUAAUGUAAUUGGGAGCAUGAGAUGCACAUGCCUUGUAGUGCCUCUGAUGUCUUUUAAGACACACCACAUACCACUGGUUUUUCUAUUUUAAUGUUACUAUAAAAAUAGUAACUCAUACAUGUCUUGUUUUUCAGUAAGUAGCAUGGGUAGUAUCACCACAUUUCCUUUUCCUUAUGAUUUGUUGGUUUAUAAAAGGGUCUAUUGUUGUUACUGACCUUUCUCUUUAGUAACAAAAGCCAACAUUAUAUAAAGUCUUUUGCAUCCCCAGAGUCUGAGAAGCAGUUUAUACAAAAACCUGGUUAACAAGUAUUCAAGGGCAGAACCGCAGAACAGCACAAGUGACUCGUGAGCAGAGGAGAGGAGGUGUGUGGACUCUGCGCUCACCCUAAACGGUGGGACCCUCUCCUCACAGAGUGCGGUGCCCCCUGGUAUCGUAAGUGCCAUGUCACCCAAGUACAACUUGUAUUUUAACUUACUGUGAUGAAAUAGCAUGGAUACUGUGUGCUGCUAUUAUGUUUUUUGUGUUCUGUAAAAUAUCUUGUAAAAGAAUUAGAUGCAGAAACCAGUUAUUUGAGAA